CAUAAAUUGUUAUUAGCUUUUUUGCGGUUCCCAUGAGUCAACAAGUGCUUCCUACUUCCGGUUAAAAUAAAACACGUGUUGAUUGUUUUGAUUUCGUCUAGCAUUUUAUUUUUUAGUCAUGCCGAAGUCAAAGCGUGAUAAGAAAAUUUCUUUGACACAGACAAGAAAGAAGGGUUUGGAGCUGAAGCAAAAAUUGGUGGAUGAGAUUCACAACUCUAUCGACCGCUAUGCAAGAAUUUUCACAUUUUCCGUACAGAACAUGCGGAAUGUGCAGCUGAAGGAAGUGAGGCAGGAAUGGAAGCACAGUCGAUUUUUCUUCGGCAAAAACCGAGUGAUGGGUUUGGCACUGGGAAAGACUACAGAGGAUGAGUAUCGCGAAAAUCUCUCGAAACUGACCAAUCAGCUCAAAGGUCAGACAGGCUUGCUCUUCACAAAUGAGAAAGAAGAGAUGGUUUUAAAGUACUUUGACAAUUUACAUGUACCCGACUUUGCCAGAUCGGGAACCGUGGCAACCCAGACAGUGAUUCUCGACGAGGGGCCUCUUGCUGAUUUCUGUCACUCCAUGGAACCACCGUUGAGACUGCUGGGACUGCCCACUAGUCUAAAACGAGGUGUUGUUACGCUGUUGAAGGAACACAAAGUGUGCAGUGUCGGUGAUAAUCUGACGCCAGAACAAGCUCGAUUACUGAAACUUUUUGGUCACAAAAUGGCCGAGUUCCACGUGACGAUAGAAGGAGUCUGGAGUAACGAUGGACAGUGGAAAGUGUUUUCUCAACGACCGGAGCCGAUUGUCCCGACCAAAGUCCGAGUGAAAGCAAAUGCAAAAUUGGAUAACAAUGAAGAUGACGAAAUGGCGUUCGAUGUCCUAACUGGUGAUGAUACUGUUGAAGACGAUGGGUGUGGUAGUGGUAACGAUGAUGAUGAUAACAGUGAUGAUGAUGGCAAUAGUGAUGAUGAUGGUUGAUGUAAUCUUUGUGUCCAUAAUAAACUUUUUUUAAUAUGUUGCCAAA
This is a messenger RNA of Gigantopelta aegis, 1010 nucleotides long. RefSeq names its product mRNA turnover protein 4 homolog. Bases 119 to 964 code for a protein of 281 amino acids. The record is from RefSeq and is a predicted model, not a curated record. Lineage: Eukaryota; Metazoa; Mollusca; Gastropoda; Neomphalida; Peltospiridae. Gene Ontology annotation, molecular function: RNA binding. The transcript has 8 exons. Gene Ontology annotation, cellular component: nucleolus; preribosome, large subunit precursor. Gene Ontology annotation, biological process: ribosomal large subunit assembly; nuclear-transcribed mRNA catabolic process; rRNA processing.